Molecule: messenger RNA, 1748 nt
Organism: Xyrauchen texanus (razorback sucker)
Lineage: Eukaryota; Metazoa; Chordata; Actinopteri; Cypriniformes; Catostomidae
Product: platelet glycoprotein 4-like
Exons: 12
Coding region: 91-1476 (461 amino acids)
Biological process (GO): low-density lipoprotein particle clearance; amyloid-beta clearance by cellular catabolic process; lipid storage
Cellular component (GO): cell surface; cytoplasm; caveola
Molecular function (GO): low-density lipoprotein particle receptor activity; scavenger receptor activity; low-density lipoprotein particle binding
Source: RefSeq, a predicted model, not a curated record
UCCUUAACACUUAUAUAAUUCCAAGGACAACAUAAUGCUGGUACCCAAUGCUAUGCCGAUCAGUGUUGGUGCAAGCUGCCACUCGACAUCAUGACCUGCUGUGACCAGAGAUGUGGGCUCAUCACAGGGAUGGUGCUGGGUGCACUGAUCGCCGUGCUUGGGGGCAUUCUUAUCCCUGUGGGUGAUCUUUUUAUUAAGAACACGGUGAACAAGGAAGUGGUGUUAGAAAAUGGGACUUUGGCUUUUGACACCUGGACAUCAGUGGACAUUUCAGUGUACAGGCAGUUCUGGAUAUAUGAUGUGCAGAACCCUGAUGAUGUUCUGGCUCAAGGGGCAAAACCGAAACUUGCACAGAAAGGACCAUACACGUACAAGACUCGUUACAUUCCCAAAACAAAUAUCACAUUCAAUGAUAACUACACCGUGUCCUUCGUGCUGGAGGCGGGUGCAAUCUUUGAGCCAAGCAUGUCAGUUGGUUCAGAAGAGGACGUUUUCACAACUCUUAACCUAGCUGUAGCAGGUCUCUAUGGUUCUUUUGAUCACAAGUUGGCAAAUGUGCUUAUAAAUAUGUUCAUUGCCUCGCUCUUCCAGAAGAGGACUGUUAGGGAACUUUUGUGGGGAUACAGAGAACCAAUGUUGAACAUGACGAUGCUUGGAGUUUUCUAUCCAUACAAUGGCACCACCGAUGGACCUUACACUGUAUUUACAGGCAAAGAUGAUGUCAAUAACGUAGCCAUGAUUGAUCGCUGGCAGGGUGAAAAAUCUGUGAGUUACUGGGAUGACACUUAUUGCAACAUGAUCAACGGAACAGAUGGUGCUUCCUUCCCUCCAUUCCUAGACAAGAAAAAACCUCUGGAAUUCUUCUCCCCUGACAUAUGCAGGUCAAUAUCUACUGUGUAUGACAGCACUAUAGAUCUGAAGGGGAUCAAUGUGUAUCGGUACAAACUGCCUGCCGAGGCUCUGGCAUCUCCAGCGGACAACCCAGAUAACCAGUGCUAUUGUACAAACAAUGUGACAACCAAUGGCUGCACUAUGGCAGGACUUCUCGACGUCACAUCCUGUAGAGGAAUUCCAGUGUACAUCUCUCUACCCCACUUCCUCUAUGCCAGUGAAGAUGUUCUGCAGGGAGUGGAGGGACUGAGCCCGAACUUUGAUGAGCACUCCAUAUUUAUGGACGUGGAACCAAUUACAGGGUUCACUCUGAGAUUUGCAAAGAGGCUUCAACUCAACAUGUUUUACGGCCCAUCGAAGGACAUCUUAAUUUUGAACAAUAUCACAAAAAACACAGUCUUCCCUAUUUUGUGGGUGAAUGAGACUGCAGUUCUAGAUGAUGAAACGGCUGAAAUGUUCAAGAAAGAGCUCAUUUCACGGAUCGAUCUAUUGGAGGGAUUUCAGAUUGGAUUUUUAGCAUCAGGCUCUGUCAUAUUUGUCCUCUGUUUGAUUUGGUUUAUUGUGGCGAGCAGGAAAUCAAAGUAGAAGAUUAAGAUGACUGGUUAGGUGAAAUGCUUUGAGUGUGUUUUUUGUUAGUGCAAUUUACCUAAAUUGAAUAUUGUAAUUGUUAUUUGAGUUCAGAGAACUACAAUUGUAUUUAUAGAAUUCAUAUGGUAUGCAGUUUUGUGAAUUAAAAUAAUUGCAGUAUGUUUUUGCUUGAUAUUGUAUCAAGUUCAAUUUUCAGUUGUUAUCAGGGCAAAAAUGCUGUUAUUCUGUGGUCAUACUGUGGUAAUUUAAAUAUAGAACAGUUUUGUAUG